AUGUACCUUCGGGAUUCUACGGAAUUUCCAAUGAAGAGCCAGCUACGGGAGCUGAGCGAGCUAUUGUUCAUGGACCGCUUGCAGGACCCUAUCUCAGACUCUAGGGCUUCCAGACGCAGCGUUGGCGAGUCUGAUGUUAUUGAGCAACCUUCCCAUGCUACUGAUCAAGCAAUGAUUGGCAGCCUCCAAAGCACGCCGGGAAAGCGUUCGUUGUCCCAGGCCUUCAAUCUUUCUCCAAGCUUCAAAAGACACAAAACCGUGUUUGGCGAGCUAGAUAUCGAGAUUCAUGAAGAACAGGAUUCAAAUCCAGUUAUGGUUUCCGUUGCGAGUAAUUCUGACCAAUUCCAGAAUGGCUUACAAGAUACCCCAGAUUCUGAGCCCAGAACCUUCACACCAGUCGAUGGUGCGAACGAUGCAGCAGAAGAGCUCCCAAUUAUCAGCCAGUCCUUUGAGGAUUUUUCAUUUGGUAAUGAAGAGCGUGCUGAUCACGUAGUACUUGAGAGCCAUACAUCAAACCGACGUCGGAGCGAUUCAGCCAAUUUAGUAACUGAAGGACUCUCACUCAAUUCAAAGGAUAUUACAAAGGUUAUAAAGUUGUGUCUUCUUCCCAAGACCUUCACAAACACCCACGAAGCGAUCAAUAAAAUAUCAGCAUUCUUGUCGCAACAUACAAGCGCUUUAGUACACCAAGUAGUACUAGAAAAAAAUGUAAAGUUAGGUAGCAGUACCCUGUUAUCCAUUCUUCGAGGUCAUUACCUAAUAUCAGAAAACAGUAAUGAUAUGGAACUUUAUGAAUUUUGCCGUGAGCACUUAUGUAUAGAAGACCUUAUUGCUGUUGAGAUGAUCCUUUUCGAUUGA
Molecule: messenger RNA, 858 nt
Organism: Lachancea nothofagi CBS 11611
Lineage: Eukaryota; Fungi; Ascomycota; Saccharomycetes; Saccharomycetales; Saccharomycetaceae
Source: the annotation of a GenBank genome assembly